Molecule: messenger RNA, 1123 nt
Organism: Vavraia culicis subsp. floridensis
Lineage: Eukaryota; Fungi; Microsporidia; Pleistophoridae
Product: small GTP-binding protein domain
Exons: 1
Coding region: 1-1065 (354 amino acids)
Biological process (GO): cytoplasmic translation
Cellular component (GO): cytoplasm
Molecular function (GO): GTPase activity; GTP binding
Source: RefSeq, a predicted model, not a curated record
AUGAGCAUCCAAGACAAAAUUACUGAAAUUGAAGAAGAAAUAGCACGCACACAAAAAAACAAGGCAACUGAACGACAUAUCGGUCAUUUGAAGGCUCGUAUCAGUCGGUUGAAACUUAGUAUGGACGAAAAGAAGGGCAAAACGGUUGCGCCCAGAGACACAUUUGAUGUAAUCCGUAGCGGAGAUGCCCGUGUCGCGCUCAUAGGAUUUCCAAGCGUGGGAAAGUCCACGCUGUUCAGCAAAAUUACCAAUACGCAGAGCAAAAUUGCUGAGCACGAGUUCACCACGGUUGACGUGAUUGCGGGUCAGCUUCGUAUCGAAGAAAGCAUCAUACAGCUUCUGGACCUUCCUGGCAUCAUUACAGGCGCAGCUAGCAACAAAGGAAGGGGCAAACAAGUCAUAAGCGUGGCCAGGACAUGCAAUCUCAUCGUUAUGAUCCUGACCAAGGAAGAGGAAAAGGAGCUGCUCGUAAACGAACUCAAUGAAAUGGGCAUACGUAUUAACAGAACAAAACCACGAAUAAGUAUAAAUCAAACAACAGCUGGUGGCAUUAACAUAAAUUCGCUGGAAAAAAACAACGAGGAAAUGAUAAAAUUUAUUUUGAAGGAGUUCAAGAUUAAUAAUUGCUUGGUGACAAUACAGGACAGGAUAACCGAUGAGGAUAUGAUUGAUGCAAUUACGAAGCGGGCAGUUUACAUGGAUUGUAUCUUUGUGUACAACAAGGUUGAUAAUCUCAGUCUUGAGGAAAUAAAGAGAAUUGAUGGCGUAUCGAUCAGUUCAGAAAAGGGAUGGAAUUUUGACACCUUGAAAGACGUAAUAUGGCGUACACUGUCGCUCAAAAGAAUUUACACAAAAAAGAAGGGCGAGUUCCCCGACUUGGAUACGCCCGUGAUCAUAAGGAAAGAUGGAAAAAUCUCGGAUUUGUGUAAAAAAAUACACAAAGACUUCAUCAAGAAGUUUAAAAGCUGCUUGGUGUGGGGCAGAAGUGUCAAGCAUCUGCCACAGCGUGUAGGGCUGGGCCAUGUUCUCUCUGACGAGGAUGUCGUACAGAUUUACAUAAAUUAAGUCUAUGCGAUAGAUUUAUACCAAUGAAAUAUUAAAUUUGUGUGUUUGUGGCUAGAAU